This is a messenger RNA of Sphenostylis stenocarpa, 1488 nucleotides long. NCBI's taxonomy places the organism in Eukaryota, Viridiplantae, Streptophyta, Magnoliopsida, Fabales, Fabaceae. The record is from the annotation of a GenBank genome assembly.
AUGGACCUUCACAUCUUCCUUUUACUACUCACACUGUUCCUCGUCACCACCCGGUUCAUUCUCAAACGUCGUGUUACGAAAAAUCAACCCCCCGGUCCAACCGGCCUCCCCAUAAUCGGUAACCUCCACCAACUGGGCCCCAAGCCACACUGCGCACUCUCCACUAUGGCCCAAACCUACGGCCCAAUCAUGUCCCUCCGUCUAGGCUUGGUCAACGUUGCCGUAGCCUCUUCCCCAGCCGUGGCCCAAGAAAUCCUCCAAAGGAACGACCAAGCCUUCGCCAACCGCCCCAUCCCAGAAUCCGUGGCUGCCCAGCCCAACGUGGGCGACACCAUAGCCUGGGCCCCCGCCGACCCACGGUGGCGCAACCGCCGCCGCGUCUGCACCACUCGAAUCUUCACCGCCCAACGCCUGGACCUGCUACAACACCUCCGGCACCGCAAAGUGCAGGAACUGGUUCAUCACCUUCGCAAGCAAGCUUCGAAAGGAAAAAGCGUUGAAAUUGGAGAACUUGCAUUCGCGACGAUGUUGAACCUGAUUUCGAACACGGUGUUCUCGGAGGAUUUGGUGGACUCGGAGUUCAAGAGUGCAGGGGAGUUCAAGGAGCUGGUGUGGAGGAUCAUGGAGGAUGCCGGGAGGAUUAACCUCUCCGACUACUUUCCUUUGCUGAAGCCGAUGGACUUGCAGGGCGUGAGGCGACACGUGGCGGUUUCCUACGUGAGGUUGCAUAAGAUUUUCGACCACCUGAUUCGGCAACGUGUUGCGGAGAGACAGAGUACGCGUGCCGCCAAGGGGGAUUUCUUGGAUGUGCUGCUUGAUCAGUGUGAACAAGGGGAUCCAUCCGAUUUCACCGUCGAAACCAUCAAGCCGUUGAUUCUGGAUUUGUUCAUUGCGGGGAGUGACACUUCAGGAUCAACCUCAGAAUGGGCAAUGGCAGAGCUUCUACGGAACCCAAAAGUAAUGCAGAAAGCAAGAGAGGAACUGAUCCAAGUGAUUGGCUCCUCCAAUGUUGAAGUAACAGAAUCAGACAUCCCUAAACUUCCAUACAUCCAAGCAAUAGUGAAAGAAACCCUUCGCCUUCAUCCACCUGUACCCCUUCUCUUGCCCUAUGUAGCAGGGCACGAUGUUGAAGUAAGUGGGUACACCAUUCACAAAGGAAACCAAGUUCUGAUCAAUGCAUGGUCCAUUGGGAGGAACCCCCAGUUUUGGGAUGAACCAUUGUUGUUUCAGCCCGAAAGGUUUCUGAGGUCCAACAUAGAUUUCAAAGGCAGGGAUUUCGAGUAUUUGCCAUUUGGUGGUGGUAGGAGAAUUUGCCCUGGCUUGCCACUUGCGAAUCGAAUGAUUACUUUAAUGUUGGCUGUGUUUCUGCACUCUUUCGAGUGGGAGCUUCCUGAGGGUGUCACUUCUCAGACCCUUGACAUGAGUGAGCACUAUGGCAUAACGUUGAAGAAGCUUUCUCCACUAUCUGCGAUUCCCAUAUCAGUAUGA